Messenger RNA from Gongylonema pulchrum, 1119 nucleotides. The record is from the annotation of a GenBank genome assembly. NCBI's taxonomy places the organism in Eukaryota, Metazoa, Nematoda, Chromadorea, Rhabditida, Gongylonematidae.
AAUUUGGAUUUUGAUUCAAAUUUCAGACUGAGACGCGCGCCGCCACCGCAGGAAAAAGAAGAAGCACCUGCUGAGCAGACUGAAGCUGAAAAAGCUAUGCUUGCAGCAAAAAAGAGGCAUGAGGAGGAAGAAGCAGCCAAAAUGGAGGAUUACCAGGAACGCCGGAAAGCUGAAAAAGAACGAAUUGAGGAAGAGCUGCGAGCGCUCAAAGAGAAACAGGAGCAGAGACGACUGCAGCGCGAGGAGGAGGAACGAGAAUUUGCAGAAAGACGGCGCCAGGACGAAGAAAAAAGACGGCAAGAAGAGGAAGAAAGUAAGGCUAGAAUUGAAGCGGAGAAGCAGCGCCGUGAUGAGGAACGAAAGAAACGGCAGCAUCUGAUGGCUGGUUCAUUUGCUGCCGGUGCAGUAGGUGGCGGAAAGAAUUACGUAAUCCAGAAAUCAGAAAAAGGCGAUCAGAUGAAGAAUCUUGCUCAAGAAUCAAGCGAGGAGGAAAAGAAGGCUGCCAAGAAAGCGUUUCUGGAAGCUGUACAACGUCGUGCGGCCAAUGUUGCUGAUCUGCUGCCAAAUGAUUUAAAGGAUCGCAUUAAGCAGUUGCAUGCUCGUAUUGUGAAGCUGGAAGGCGAAAAAUAUGAUCUGGAGAAGCGACACGAACGUCAGGAAUAUGAUCUGAAAGAGCUGCACGAACGUGAGCGUCAAGUUGCCCGAAACAAGGCAUUGCAGCGUGGUCUAGAUCCAGAAGAAGCAGCCGCUUCCAUACAUCCAGUAAGUCUCCAAUUUUUCUCCAGAAAUCUUCACCUCUUCCAUCCACCGAAAAUUGCGCACGGAACCGCUCGUCCACCACCGGAGUGGGGUCGACGUGAGAACGAAGAGCUGGAGCAGAUCCGCAAAAAUCUGGAACCACCAAAAUACGUGGAACAGGUGAAAGCCGAAGGUGAUGCAGCACGACCACCAAUUCAACCUAUUCCGCUUGCGGUACCUGGUGUGGAUGAAGUAGAAGAGGAUGAACAAAAAACAGCAGAAGCAGAUCCACCUGUUGACGCCAAAGCACCUGGAAAAGGAGAAGGCGCCGGACUGGCUGCUAAAGCUCCCGUACCACCACCAACGGUUUGCUUUCUUUAG